Molecule: messenger RNA, 4407 nt
Organism: Xiphias gladius (swordfish)
Lineage: Eukaryota; Metazoa; Chordata; Actinopteri; Istiophoriformes; Xiphiidae
Product: potassium-transporting ATPase alpha chain 1
Exons: 24
Coding region: 1081-4149 (1022 amino acids)
Biological process (GO): sodium ion export across plasma membrane; potassium ion import across plasma membrane; proton transmembrane transport
Cellular component (GO): membrane
Molecular function (GO): ATP binding; P-type sodium:potassium-exchanging transporter activity; ATP hydrolysis activity
Source: RefSeq, a predicted model, not a curated record
GGAGGAGGGUAUGGGUUCAGACAGAGGGAGCGUGUGCUCAUCAGAGUGAUCACACAACCAGUUAGCCUUCAGGAGGUGGCAACCCAACCUCAGUGGACAUGCUGACACCAUUAACCUGCCUCUGUGGCUGAGGCUACCUGUUAUAGCUUUGCUGAUGAGCUGGGAUUGGCAGCAUGUGUGACAACUUGACAACCUGAUAUCUUCUCCCUUUGUAUUUGGUUUUAUGGUGCUGCAAGGCUGAGUGUCUGAUCUCGUGGCACAGCUGUCGGGCUGUGGAUUGUGCAUGCUGGUUUGAAUUCUUCUGUCUUCUUUCCUAUGGGUGCAUUUGACCAUCAGCUCAUAGAUAAUGUGUAUAGUAAAGAUGGAUCAUUUCCCCUCAACUACUAAAGCUACUUUUUUUUAGUUAAUGCUUAUUCUAUUAAGGCAGUCAAUCCCAUUUCGACCCAUAGAAUGACUCGAUGGCCAAUAGUAGACUCUAGCUGUGAGGGUCAGCUUUUGGUGUAAAUUGAUGCAGUGCAAUGUCAGGCAGACUGGUAGGAAUGACAUUGGUCUGUUUUAACCUUCACUGCUCCUUCCUCCAAUCAGUUUAUCAGGAAAAGAAACGUGCCCCUGAGAGAUAAGAGAUACCAGAGAAACACUAGCCUACGUAUAGUUUGUGAUAUGAGUGUAUUUCUAAGUAUGUGUGUGUGUUGUGUGUGACAUGGCUAGGGGUGACAUUGUUGCUACCUGAGGUACAAUUUUACGCACAUCGUCAUAUUGAAGUGCAUGUUUAAACAUACGUGUGUGCGUGUAUGUGUCCAGAGGUUUUUGUGCGCAUGUGUGAUUAAAAAAGGGGAGUUUCAGGUAUAUAAGGCUUUUCCAGAAAAUUAGUUCUGUUUCUAACCAUUGUGUGUGUGUGCGUGUGUGUGUGAGAGAGAGAGAGAGAGAGAGAGAGAGAGAGAGAAAGAGAGAGAGGGAGAAUUAGGGUGUAUGUUUGGGACUGGACCCUAACUGUGAGCCAAAAUUUCGGGGGCGAAGAAAGAUCGAGUGGUCUGGACCUCCAUUGAUUUAGGAGAGCAGUCCCCUAUCACACCAGCAACCAUGAGUAAAACGGACACUUACAAUAUGUUCGAGAUGGAUGGAGAGAUGGACAAGAAGAAGAACAAAAAGAUGAAGAAAAAGGAGAAACUGGAGGGCAUGAAGAAAGAAAUGGAUAUAGACGACCAUGAGAUUACAAUUGAAGAGCUGGAAAUGAGAUACAACACCAGUGUUACCAAGGGUUUGACCACCACCUUUGCCCAGCAGAUCUUGGAGAGAGAUGGUCCUAAUGAACUGAAGCCCCCUAAAGGCACUCCAGAGUAUGUGAAGUUUGCCAGGCAGCUGGCUGGAGGGCUGCAGUGUCUGAUGUGGGUCGCAGCUGUCAUCUGCUUCAUCGCCUUUGGAAUUGAACUUGGGAGAGGCAACCUCACCAGCUUUGACGACCUUUACUUGGCCAUCACCCUGAUUGCUGUCGUUGUGGUAACUGGGUGCUUUGGUUACUACCAAGAAUUCAAGAGUACCAACAUCAUUGCCAGCUUCAAGAAUCUGGUGCCACAGCAAGCCAUUGUGAUCCGUGAUGGCAAGAAAAACCAGAUCAACGCGAACCAGCUGGUGGUGGGGGAUUUGGUGGAGAUCAAAGGAGGAGACAGAGUCCCUGCUGACAUUCGCAUCAUCACUAGUCAGGGCUGCAAGGUGGACAACUCAUCCUUGACAGGCGAGUCUGAACCACAAACCAGAAAUCAAGAAUGUACUCAUGAGAAUCCACUGGAGACCAGAAACAUUGCUUUCUUCUCCACCACCUGUCUGGAAGGCGUAGCCACUGGUGUGAUCAUUAACACAGGUGACCGUACCAUCAUUGGUCGGAUCGCCAGUUUGGCAAGCGGCGUUGGCAACGAGAAGACACCCAUUGCCAUAGAAAUCGAGCAUUUUGUGGAUAUCAUUGCUGGUCUUGCAAUCUUUUUUGGGUUUACCUUCUUUGUGGUUGCCAUGUUCAUCGGAUAUGCCUUCCUGGAAGCCAUGAUCUUCUUUAUGGCUAUUGUGGUGGCUUAUGUGCCAGAGGGGCUACUUGCUACAGUUACUGUAUGCCUAUCUUUGACUGCUAAACGACUUGCCAGGAAGAACUGUGUUGUGAAGAACCUGGAGGCUGUGGAGACAUUAGGUUCCACUUCAGUGAUCUGUUCUGAUAAGACGGGUACGCUGACUCAGAACAGGAUGACUGUAGCUCACCUUUGGUUCGACAAUCAUAUCCAUGCUGCUGAUACCACUGAAGAUCAGUCAGGCCAGAGUUUUGACCAGUCAUCAGAGACAUGGCGUUCGCUGGCGCGCGUGGCUUCCCUUUGUAACAGAGCUACAUUCAAACCUGAUCAAGAAGGAGUACCUAUUCCUAAGAGGCUUGUGGUGGGAGAUGCGUCAGAAACAGCUCUGCUGAAGUUCACCGAGCUCACCGUAGGGAACAUCAUGGACUACCGUAAUCGCUUCAAGAAAGUGGUGGAAGUCCCCUUUAACUCCACCAACAAGUUCCAGCUGUCUAUUCAUGAACUGGAGGAUCCACUGGAUCUGCGCUACCUGUUGGUGAUGAAGGGAGCACCAGAACGUAUCUUGGAGCGCUGUUCCACUAUUUUGAUAAAAGGCCAGGAGCUGCCUCUGGAUGAGCAGUGGAAAGAAGCUUUUCAGACCGCUUACAUGGACCUGGGAGGACUGGGAGAGAGAGUGCUGGGUUUCUGUCAUCUCUAUCUCAAUGAGAAGGACUUUCCUCGUGGCUUUCGAUUUGACCCGGAUGAGAUUAAUUUCACCACAUCAGGAUUGUGCUUUGCUGGUCUCAUCUCAAUGAUUGACCCCCCAAGAGCCACUGUACCCGAUGCAGUGAUGAAAUGUCGUACUGCUGGCAUCAGGGUUGUCAUGGUGACUGGAGACCAUCCAAUUACAGCAAGGGCAAUAGCAGCUAAUGUAGGUAUCAUCUCAGAGGGCAGUGAAACAGUGGAAGAUAUUGCCCAGAGGAAGCGCAUACCUGUAGAACAAGUCAACAAGAGGGACGCCCGUGCUUGUGUGAUCAGCGGAGGUCAGCUGAAAGACAUGAGCAGUGACGAUUUAGAUGAGGCACUACGGAACCAUCCUGAGAUGGUGUUUGCAAGAACAUCCCCCCAGCAGAAACUUAUUAUUGUGGAGAGUUGUCAACGUUUGGGCUCCAUCGUCGCGGUAACAGGUGACGGUGUGAACGACUCACCGGCUCUUAAGAGGGCUGAUAUUGGCGUUGCCAUGGGGAUCGCUGGUUCAGAUGCUGCCAAGAACGCUGCAGACAUGAUCCUGUUGGACGACAACUUUGCCUCUAUUGUCACUGGAGUGGAGCAGGGUCGUCUUAUCUUUGACAACCUGAAGAAGUCUAUUGCCUACACACUGACCAAAAACAUUCCUGAACUGACUCCAUAUCUGAUCUACAUCACCGUCAGCGUGCCUCUUCCUCUGGGCUGCAUCACUAUUCUCUUCAUCGAACUGGCCACUGACAUUUUUCCCUCUGUCUCUCUGGCUUAUGAGAAAGCAGAGAGUGACAUCAUGCACCUGAAGCCCAGGAAUCCUCGUCGUGAUCGUCUGGUAAACGAAGCCCUUGCUGUGUACUCGUACUUCCAGAUAGGAGCCAUCCAGUCUUUUGCAGGUUUUACAGAUUAUUUCGCAACCAUGGCCCAGGAAGGCUGGUAUCCACUCUUGUGUGUUGGCCUGCGUUCUCAGUGGGAGGAUGUUCACCUUCAAGACUUACAGGACAGCUAUGGGCAAGAAUGGACAUUCAGUCAGAGGUUGUACCAGGAGUAUACGUGCUACACUGUAUUUUUUGUCAGUAUAGAAAUCUGUCAGAUUUCUGAUGUGCUGAUCAGGAAAACUCGACGUCUGUCUGUGUUCCAGCAAGGCUUCUUCAGGAACCGUGUCCUGGUUAGUGCCAUAGUCUUCCAGCUCUGCCUCGGUAAUCUGCUUUGUUACUGCCCCGGAAUGCCCAAUAUCUUCAAUUUUAUGCCAAUCAGGGUCCAGUGGUGGUUUGUUCCUCUUCCAUAUGCUGUUUUAAUCUUUGUCUACGACGAGAUCAGGAAAUUAGGAGUCAGAAGGCAUCCAGGAAGUUGGUGGGAUCAGGAGUUAUACUACUGAGACCAGAGAAGCUCUUUCAUUCACCCAUCCAUCCAUAUGCAUGAAAGCUUACUUUGUGAUCUAUGUAUUUAUAGCUUAUCCUGUCUUUUAAUGUUAUUAUAUUGAUAUUCAAGGGUCUGCCUAAAUCCUUUUAACAAAGUAUAAAGGUAAUCAUUACUGAAAGUCAUUGUUGAGUAAUUCACACAGAGUUGCUGUGUUCAAGCUCUUUGACUGUGGCUGCAUUCUACUGUAUUUACUAAUAAAAAAUUUUAAGACCGA